AUCAGCCCACUGAGGCCUCAGAGACCAAAGAGUCAGGUGUUGAACCUGUUGAGUGGAGACCGCCGUCUCUCUGUGUCCCCCGGACCCCCCCAGCCCCAUUCCUCCCCGGGCCCCCCACCCAUCACCCCCAGGAACAAACUGUCCUUCAGCCUGCUCACCGUCUCCAGUCUGGAGCUGAACGGGAUGGGGGUUGAUAAAGGAGAGACUCCUCCUCCCCUGCCCGUGAAGGGCAUCUCUGCUGAUUAUGGGAAUCUGCUAGGAGAUAAUGAAGACUUGACGAGUCCCUCCACCCCUCCCCUGACACACCAUCAAAGGCAUUUGCCACCUCCUCUUCCCAGCAAGACCCCUCCUCCUCCUCCCCCUAAGACCACCAGGAAACAAGCCUCCAUCGAUUCAGGAAUUGUACAAUAAACAAUGACCUUAAGACACCCGAUUUAAAACACACAAGGUUCUUUCCCCUCUGCAAUCACCCCCCCCCCCCCCCCCCCUAGUGGACUACUUUUCACCAUCGGCUUCUGG
Molecule: messenger RNA, 519 nt
Organism: Oncorhynchus gorbuscha (pink salmon)
Lineage: Eukaryota; Metazoa; Chordata; Actinopteri; Salmoniformes; Salmonidae
Product: dedicator of cytokinesis protein 1-like
Exons: 3
Source: RefSeq, a predicted model, not a curated record